UAGAAUAAAACAAAUAACCGUUGAGGAAUAAAACAAAAAACCGUUUUUAUUCUCUCUACAAAACCCACACUCCCACCCACACUCCAACCUUUUUUUGGCUUUCGUAAUUCCCUCUCUUCAAAUAAUCUCCAUUCUCACUAACUAUGGCCACCACCACCAACAACAACAAUAACAACAACAACUACUCCCACUUCCAUUCUCAACUCUCAGUCCCAACUCCACCACCACCACCACCCAACGACGUCGUUUCCACAGCCACAACCACAACCACAGCCUCUGUUGCUUUCUUCCCUCCUCCUCCUCCUCCUCCUCCUCUCCCACAACCACCAGAACGACACCGUAUGACCACCAUCAACACCCUUAAUCCCAAAAAGAAACGGUCCAAAACGGCCCGAAUCGAAGGCGGCCCAGGCCCAGGCCCAGGCCCAAAACAGGGGCAGGAGAGGAGGAGAGGCGGCCCAGACCCUUCGGCACCGAAAAUCACCAUGCCAUGUAGCGAAUGCGGGAAGAAAUUCUGGUCAUGGAAGGCUCUGUUCGGCCACAUGCGUUGUCACCCCGAGCGUCAAUGGCGAGGGAUCAACCCACCCCCAAAUCUCGUUCGAAGAUCAUCAUCAUCAUCAUCAAAGCCCAAUCAUAACCGUUACGACGAGUACGAAACAUCAUCACCAUCAAUUUAUUAUUCUGUCGAAGAAUACGAAGUCGCUUCGUGUCUUCUUUUGCUAGCCAACGGUCCACCCAAAAUAACCGACGGUCACGAUCUGUGUAUGACGUCACCACCACCAGCACAACCACAACCACAACCACAACCACCAUCGUCGUCUUCUUCUUGUUUCGAGUGUUCGAGUUGUAAGAAAGUGUUUGGAUCUCACCAAGCUUUAGGAGGACACAGAGCCAGUCACAAGAACGUCAAGGGAUGUUUCGCCAUAGCAGCCAAUAAUAUUGGUGAUGAAGAAAUAGUAAACGACGUCGUUUCGGAGGAGGAAGAGAAGAAGAAUAUUAAGAUGAUGGAAUUGGGAUCGAGUAGUGGUGGAGGACACAAGUGUAGUCUUUGUUUUAAAGUUUUUGGUAGUGGACAAGCUUUGGGUGGACACAUGAGGUGUCACUGGGAGGAGGAGCCAUUAACGUUGUUGAGCUCUUCUUCCAUGAAUAAUAACAAUGGUGGUGGUGGUAGUGGUAGUGGUAGUGGUGUUCUUGAUUUGAACUUGCCUGCUUCUUCUUCCUCAUCAGAAUUUGAUCAUCAUUAUUCUACUAAUACUUCUAAUACUAUUACAUUGGACUUGAGAUUGGGUCUUUGAAUAGUGUAAUUCUUAGAACCUUAUUAUUAUUAGUUAAUUAAUUAAUACAAUUUACAAUGAUUAUUAUUACAUAUUAUAAGUAGCUAUAGUGUGUGUUGUUAUGAAUUAAUUGUGGCAUUAAUUCAUAGUUUGUUUCUGGUAUAAUAAAGUUUAGUAUUCAUAUAGUUUGAAUUUCAUGGUUUUAAAUUAUUGAAAUAUUUAGUGACUUAAUAUACGACUUUAACAUAUGUAUAUUAUAUUUGAACUUCAUUCUAUAGUAUCUUUUUUUCUUCAAUGUUAAAAACACUUGAGGAAGAUUAUCUAUAAAAAUAAAACGUGGAGAGAACACAUAUGUCGUACAAUGAGAAUCAUAUAGUUGCACAUAUAAUAGUAGAACCAUUAAAAGUACCAAUUGAGUCAAUUUCUUGGCGUGGCUCAUAAUCAAUAUAUAGACCCCAAAGUACAUGAGCAAAUACUAUAGUAGGAAAACUUAAUUAAGGAAAAUAUAUAUUUUAU
Messenger RNA from Cannabis sativa, 1790 nucleotides. RefSeq names its product zinc finger protein ZAT3. The record is from RefSeq and is a predicted model, not a curated record. The coding region runs from base 144 to 1295 and encodes 383 amino acids. Lineage: Eukaryota; Viridiplantae; Streptophyta; Magnoliopsida; Rosales; Cannabaceae. The transcript has a single exon.